UUGGUUCCUUGGUUUUAGAAACUUGUAUUAGACAAUUGAUAUUGUAUGCAAGUUUAAGCUUUUGAAUCAACAAAUCUUCAAAUCUUCAUCUUUAUUGUUCUUGAUUUCUUGAAGAUCAUCAAGUUUGGAUUCCGCCCAUCCUUGUUGAUCGUUUGAUAUCGUUGUUUGAUCCGUAUUUUCGGGAUUUACAAUUGGAAUCAGAGCCACUUUGAUAUCAAACUCUCAAGAAAAAUUUGAAUUUUGGUUGAAGAUCUUGAUAGUGUUCUUCGGGUUGUUCAUCGUGUUCUUCGAAGAAUCACUAUAUUUUGCUUUUUGAUCUGUUUGGAAAAGUGUUAAAAUAUUCAUAUCUUCAUCACUUAUCAUCAGUGACAUCAUCAUAUCUAUCCGAAAUCAUCAUCUCAUCUCAUCAAUAUCAUCCUUUCAUCAUUAUCAAAAGUCAACAUCAUCUUAUCAACAGCAGACAUCAUCGUACAAUUGUUCCUUCAUCGUCAUAACAGCAGACAACAACCUCUAACAUCAACAGUGAAUUAUCAUCAUCAUCUUAUCAUCAUCACUCCAUCUUGAGUCAUUCCGGAUAAAACCCAUCUUCAUAACACUCCAUCUCGAGUCAUUCCGGAUAAAAAACUUUGGGCAUCUCGGACCAACAUUCCUCAUCCGUAAUGCAUCUUCAAUUCCAUCCGUGAUAACCUUUUCAUCCGGAAUCAUAUUAUCUAAUCCGUAAUCAUCCGGGAUCGUCAUUUCGAACAUUCAUCAUCAUCAGAAUUUCAUCCGUGUCGUAUCCGUGACGUUAUCAUCAUCCGAUAUCGUUCUGUUUCACUCGAUCCGAAACGUAUCCCGGUUCAUCAUCAUCAUCUCUGUUCAUCUCCGUUUUGUUCUCUCCGUUCAUCAUUCCUCAUCGUCCUCAUCAUCAUCUCUGUUCAUCUUCAUCGCCGACCACCGCACACUCACCUUUGUUCGACUCCGGCUUCCGACGACCACCCCCUACCUGCAACUACCUCUACACCACCCACCGUGUUCAUUACUUUCCUCUCCGAUCAUUCCCUCAACCUCCGGUCACCACUUUUAUCAUCGUUCACCCUAAAACCUGCAUCCACCUUCUUCAUCUCCGCCAUUUUCGAUCGCCUUUUUCACCUUCGUCGUCGUCUCCGACUAUCGUAAACCUGCAACUCUUUCAUCCUCUCGGACCUUGCAACUCCGAUCUUCUCUGUUCAGUUUCCGACGUCGUUACCUGCAACAUCCCUCCUCCGGUUAACGUCGUUUCAUUCCCGACGACGUACCAUCAAACAACGUCACCUUACCACUGCUUCCGUUCAUUGUUUCCGUAACAAACCUCCAUCGUUCCUCAUCAUCGUCGCCGACCUUCACACCUGUAAACCACCUCCGGCGACUAUCAUCAUCAUCGUUAUUUUCAGUUCCGGUGUUGUCGGAAAAGUUGGCGGCGGCUGCGUUACUAAUUAGGGUUUCGGAGGAUUCAUUUUAACGAACAAGACAGAAACGACGUCCCGAUGCAAAAGGAAUGAAAAACGAGCUUAAACGAUCAAUGCACGAAGAAUCAGGAAAUAUUAAAUAAAGCCGAAACACGAAGGGUUAAAUUGCAAUUAAAGAAAAGUUGUUAAAAAAUAGUUCAUAGAAUUAUAGGGGCCAAAGUGCAAAAUGUUUGAAAGUUGGAAUUAGUUCCAACAUCUAAACUCACGUGAAUUAGAAGAAAGAAAAGAAUAGGGCGCAAGUUUGGAGGUGGCAUUGUUAUUUUGGGCUGGCUGUUGAUGAAAUAAUGAGGCCAUCGGCAUUUGAUUAUUGCAUUCACGACAAAAGGCAGAAGAGACUUGGGCGGCCCAUUAGUGAAACCCUACGUAAAAAAGAAAAAUAUAGGGAGGACAUCUACCUUAACACGAAGCGGAGGCAAUAUCACAGAAGGCAUAAAGAGGAGGCUGUUUCUUUUGGAGCAAGAAAGAAGGAAUAUUCGGUUUUCGAGUUUGGAGCAUUACGGGUUUGAUAUUGCGCUUAUUUUUCUAAUCCUUUGCAUUGAAACCAUGUUUUGUUUUAUUUUCAGAACUGAAUUUGUUAUGCUUUUGAUCAAUAUGAGUAGCUAAACUUUUUAUGGUUGCCUAGGGUUGAUGAACUAGACAAUUUGUUUAAAUGAUUAACUUUUGGUUUUGAAUGAAUGUGAUGAUUUAUAAGUUAUAAUUUUUUGAACGUGAUUCUAACUAUUUGUGUGUUGGUUUUGAUUGGUUUGAUAAUAUAUUUGUUGGUUCCAUUGCUCUAGAUACUUAGAAAUAUACUUUAGAGCCAGGAGUCAGUCUAGGUUGUAAUCUUUCGGUCUAGACCUUGAAGGUGAGAAAUCUAAUUCAAGUGUAAUAAUUAUUAAAACCAAUUAAUUAAAACGUGCAAUCUCUUCUAGAGGUGAGAAAUCUAAUCUAGAAUUGCUAGGUUAUUAGCUGGGCGUUGUUUGACAGUUUGGGUGGCCGAUAACUCGGGUUCAUCUGUUUAUUCGCGUCUAGAGUUUCCUAGGGUCUCGGUGUUCUUAGUUAUUUCUGCUUCAUAAUUUGAGGGUUUUAGUAAAUAAAUUGCUUUAUACCUGAUAGUUGUGGGACUUGGUGGUCGAUAACUCGAGUCAGUCCAUUUUAGCACUUCAUCACUUGUCAUACUGUCAGGUUCGGUUUACCUUCCAGGGGUUUAUCGGGUUAGGCAGAGUCUUCUUUCAGAACCAAGGUUAGGAUUUUAUUCAUGAGUCUAGGGAUUCUUACCUAGGUAACCUAUUUUUCUCAUACUUGAGUUUCAGUCCAGUCUUUAGUCGCCUGCGCUUGCUGCUGUUUGAUCGUCUAUUUAGUUAAAUUGCUUUUUAGUUUAAAAAAAAUAUUUUUCUCAAAACAAAACCAAUUUAUUAGGCUAGGGCUCGAUAGAGGUUCAGUAUCAAGAGUCGCUAGAUUGUGUCCACGGUUCGAUACUCGGACUUACUUGUUUUACUACUUACGACCGGUACACUUGCCGGUAGUGUGUGGUUUACGGUUUUUCCAAUUUUUAAAACUUGUUGAAUUUAAUUAAUACAUAUUUCACACAUCAAGUUUUUGGCGCCGCUGCCGGGGACACAGUGCACUUUUGAGGACGAGCCGAGUCGGGGAUUUAGCCAUUUUACUGCUUUCUUAGAUUAGUUGUUUUUGUUAUUUCUUAGUUAAAAAAAAUAAAAAAAAUAUAUAUAUAUAAUAAAAACCAAAAAUUAAAAAAAAAUAGUUGUUUUUUUUAGGAUACUUGCUAGUUCUGUGUGCCUACUUAUUUAGCUAGUUGUAUGCACACAUGUUCCUCGAGCCCACCUGAUACUUCACCAUUCUCUGAGCCCGAAUCCGAAUUCCGUCGUCGCCUACGUCAGCUUAAGUUUAAGGUUCCAAAAGUAGAAUUCAAUUUAGAAGCCGAAGUAGUUAUGGCUGAUCGUAGGACUGUUGCUGAUCACAUUAGUGUUGCUCCCACCACCGUUCGCUCGAGCAUCACACUUCCUGCUAUAGAGGCGAACAACUGGACCAUCCCACCUACCUUGAUCAACACCAUUACCCAUUCGGUCCAGUUCCAUGGUUUACGAGACGAGGACCCACAUGCUCAUCUGACUAGAUUCGGUAGGGUCUGUAGUACUUUUCGCCUUACGGGCGUCACUGAGGAGGCCAUUCACCUUCGUCUGUUUCCAUUCUCACUCAUUGAUCAGGCUGCUAUCUGGCUGGACUCCCUCCCACAAGGGGCCAUCACCACUUGGAAUGAUCUUCAGUCCAAAUUCCUUCAGAAACAUUUCCCACCUGCUAAGACAGCUCGUCUUAGAAAUCUUAUCUACGCAUUCACCGAGCAGCCGGGGGAGUCUUUCUAUGAGACUUGGGAUAGGUUUAAGGCGUUGCUGAACAAGUGCCCACACCAUGGGCUUGAGGAGUGGAGAGUCGUGGAGAAAUUCUAUAAUGGAGUUUCUGAAGCGACUAAGAGACUGCUUGACUCCACAGCAGGAGGCAACAUGAUGAAGACCAAGACAGUUGCUGAGUGUCUUGAGAUGAUAGAGGAUCUAGCCACUAGUACUUACACCGAGCCAAGCUUUGGGGGCGUUACUGCUGCCCCUAAAGGUAUUCAUACUGUGGAUUCUAGUGUAGCCUUAGCCUCCCAGGUCGAAUCCUUGACAAAGAUGGUCAAGGACAUUCAGGUUAAGAUUAGUUCUAAGUGUGAGGUGUGUAGAGGUGGGCAUGAGACGAUAGAUUUCCCUGUAGGAUAUGAGGAGGAGUUGAGUUUUGUUCAGAACCAGGGACGAGGCCAGAGUUACAACUCUGGAAGGCAGCAACCCCAGACCUCAAACUGGCAGGGCAGGAAUCCCCUUGGAUUCCAGCCUCGCCAGAGUCUGUUUCAGACCCCUGCUGAUGGACAGAACAGUGCAGAGUCUAAAUCUGAGUUGAGCGAGUUUUUGAAGAGGAAUGAGGAGAGUCAGAGUAGGACUAACAAACUCCUAGAGUCGAUAGUGGCGCAAGGUGAGGCUAGACAUCAGGAGCAGCUGAAGAAAAACCAGGAGUUUGAGUUGAUGUUUAGGAAUCAAGGGUCCACCAUACAGAGUCUAGAGAGGACCAUAGGAGAAAUGGCGAGCAGGAUGACUGAGAGGCCCGCAGGUUCAUUCCCUAGCACCACCCAGCUUAACCCUAAUGCCCAGUUACAUGCCGUGUUCACACGUAGUGGUAGGAGCACAGGACUUGUUGAUGAAGGGUUUGAGAUAGAGAAGGUGAUAGAACCUGAGAGGGUUGUUGAGAAAGAGGUAGAACCAGAAAAGGUAGUUGAGAAUGUGGUUGAACCGGAAGAUGGGAAUGUAGAAGAACCGGUUGAAGUGUAUGAGCCCAUUCCUCCAUACCCUAUGAGACUUUUGAAUAAGAAGCAAAUUGCUCAAUAUAAUGGGUUUUUAGAGAUGAUAAAAAAGCUUCACGUAGACAUUCCCUUCCUUGAGGCUUUGGCUAAAAUGCCUAAAUUUGCCAAGUUUCUCAAGGGACUCCUGCUCAAUAAGAAGAAAAUUGAGGAUCUUUCAAUUAUUACAUUGAGUGAGGAAUGUUCAGCAGUGAUCUCGAACAAACUUCCCACAAAGAUGCCAGAUCCGGGAAGUUUCACCAUUCCUUGUGAGAUAGAGGGUUAUGAGUUUAGGACUGCUUUGGCCGACCUAGGAGCUAGUAUAAAUGUGAUGCCAUAUUCUGUGUUUAAGAAGCUUAAGCUAGGAGAGCCUACCCCGACCUACAUGAAUGUUCAACUCGCCGAUCGUUCAGUGAAAUUUCCUAGAGGUAUAAUUGAAAACGUGCUAGUGAAAGUAGGUAAGUUUGUGUUCCCUACUGAUUUUGUUGUUCUAGACAUGGGCGAGGAUCGUAGUGGGCACUCUUGUGUUUCACUCAUCUUAGGUCGUCCAUUCCUUUCUACCGCGAAAGCUAUAAUAGAUGUUCAUGGCGGUAAGAUAACUCUUGGUGUCACCGAUGACACGGUUACAUUCCAUGUUAAUGGAAAGAAUUCCGAGAAGGUAGGGACGCCCUCGGUAAUUAGGCAAGAGUUAAAGGGAAUUGGAGAUGUUAGAAUGGAGAGUGAUAGGAAGAAAAAGAAGCAUGUUAGGUUUAAGGAAAAGGUGGAAGUCGUAGGAAGUGAGGUUGAGUUUAAGGAUAAUUCUUGGAGUUCGGGAAAGGAAGAUGAAUGGGGAGAGUUUAGUUCUGGAGAUGUGAAGGAAACUAAGUGUGGGGAUGAUAUUUUAGUGUGUAAUUCAAGGUAUAAAUAUCCCUACACGAGCGAGCAUAAGUCGAGUUGGUUUGAUGGCGACUUUUGGAGAAAGAAGGGUUUCGGUAUGAGUAAUUGUUUUAGAGGCCCUAGUGAGAGGUUCAGGGGUGAGUUUGAUAUUUAUGAUCCCCCGUGAGUUAUGAUAACUUGUUGUAGAAUUGUAUAUUUUUUUGUAAUGUUUCGUAUUUGUUUUAUUUUAUUUUGAGUCUUAGUUAGUCUGUUUGAGUCAGCUUGAGUCGGUACUGCUUGGUUUUUUUUCUUGUUUUUGUUUAUGCAGGUUUGAAUAUGUACCACCCGUACUCAAUCUCCAUUCGGGUGAUUUCGGAGCUGUACACCAAUUUCAAGAAAUUUACCAAGUGUACUAGUCAGAGUCAAGGCCGAUCGCGACUGAAAUGCUAUACGAUCGAGCCGGAUUAGACGAGAGAUUUGGAGCAUAUGUGAUGAUAAAACCAGCUAAGUCCUUUCCAAUUUGCCCUUAGUCUUUUUAUUCUUAUUUAUUUUUAGUUUUUGAGUCGGUUUCCAUCCUACAUUGAGGGCAAUGUAGAGUUUAAG
Molecule: messenger RNA, 6306 nt
Organism: Helianthus annuus (common sunflower)
Lineage: Eukaryota; Viridiplantae; Streptophyta; Magnoliopsida; Asterales; Asteraceae
Exons: 2
Coding region: 3284-5890 (868 amino acids)
Source: RefSeq, a predicted model, not a curated record